Molecule: messenger RNA, 1193 nt
Organism: Planococcus citri (citrus mealybug)
Lineage: Eukaryota; Metazoa; Arthropoda; Insecta; Hemiptera; Pseudococcidae
Exons: 3
Coding region: 317-793 (158 amino acids)
Source: RefSeq, a predicted model, not a curated record
AAGACACAUUAUUUUCAGGCAUAGGUAAGUACGAGUAAAUGCUGUUAAACGCACGUGACUGAUUAUUUGAUGGGCACGCAUCAAUGAUUUUAUUCUAACAGUUGUUCUAUUUUUUAUAAUAAUGUUAUACUAAUUUAAAAGCCUUCAUCUUGUAUGUCCUAUAUGGAUCUAAAUCUGGUGGUCAUCUCGAUCAUCUUUCGAUUCCUUCAUCGCAGAUCGUUUCGUGGUUUACUCGCUAAAAGGUGAUGUUAUAACUUUUCGAGUUAAAUAGUGAUAAGUUUAAUGAAAAUUGUGAAAAUGAAACGAUGAAGAUAAAAUGUGCCUAACCGAUCUAUUCCGUAUACCGAGCAAAAAAUCAUUCAAAAAAUGCCCUUCUUUCGGCAAAAAGAAAAAACCUCGCAAACUAAGUCGUACACCAUCUACAGCUCCAAUUCUACGAUCAUCGAUCUUGAAAUCAACCUGCAACAUUUACACUUUAGCUACUUUGAAUUCUUUAAGAAAUACGAAUACGACACAAAAGACGACAUCAGACAGCGAUGGCACAGAUUACACCAAAUCAUCAUCGACAGAAUACGAAUCCUUCGAAGAUUCUAAACAGAAACAGCUCGAAAUUCACCUGCCACAACGUACUGCUAGAAAUGGCAUCAUCGAUUCCGUUGCACGAAGUCCUCUCUUAGAGGCUGCUGUCGCCGGCCAAUUAUCAGCCAUUCAGUGGUUUCUAAAACACACCUGUUGCACUUUGAAUGAAAAAGAUACCAAUGGAUGUAAUAUAUUGCAUUUGGCGGCGAGGUAAGUCCUCAAUCCACAGUAUAGGCAUAACGGUGAAGGUAUUUCGUUGAAUUAUUGCUGCAGUUUUGAUAUUAUUUAUGCAACGAGUAGGUAUGUUUUUAUAACAACUCGUUUUUGAAAUUGUACUUAAUACUACUUGGAACUUUCUCAAGGUUAAUGUUUCUAAAUCGAUCCGAUUUAUUUAUUAUUUGAAAGAAAGUGCUCGUUUGAGCAAUUCUGUUGUCGUAAUGUUGACAUUUUCUCAGCUAAAAUUUUUCAGUGCCAUUACUAAAAAAAAAAGAGUGAAAGAUGAUCUAUCGUGGUUUUUAUAUACUUAUUCCAGCACAUGAUCUAAAUGUUAAGAGAUGGGACAUUGGGUGAAAGAAGAAUAGGGAGGGGGUCGAAGGAUUUCACUCAUAAUUUAU